UUGAAGAAAAGCUCCCCUGCAAUCUGGCUGAAUCUAGAGUCAAUCUACUAAAUAAUGAAGCUGGCCAGACAGGAUAUACUUGUGUAGUAUUAAAGAUACAGUCCCAGUAGCACACCAAGUUACAGGUUCAUUGAUCGCCAUACACUAAGACACAAAUAUUAAUUAAUAAUGGCUGUCUUUUCAUUAACUGGUAGCCUUUGACCAUAUAGACAAGCUGCAUUAAUCCCUCUAAAUAUAGUAUGAUGUAAGUAAGCCAUGCGGUUUCACCAGGUGAUGUCUCUGGCUUACGACGUUGAGCCUAUAUAUAGCUAAUAAUGAUCUGCAGAGAUGCACGUGCACACGUGUAUGUACAUACACUUGUAUCAUGCACACGUGUAUGUACAUACAUUUAUUUUGUAUCAUGCAAUUAGCUAACAAGUGGUGACAAAGAAUGUUGUUACCCACAGCAGAGUCAUUAGGCAACACGUACAGCACAUCAGAAAGAAGACAAAGCAAUGGGACAUGAUGCAUGCACAAGGAAUGUCCUUUGGGGAGUUGCAGAAGAAAAUCUGUUCCCAGAGAUUAUUACCCUUCGAUUUACUUUACCUAGAUGUGCUCUGUUCUGUCUAGGACCUCACACUUUGCCACAUGUACUGCCGGUUACUCUAAGUUGGCGCAAUGAUCGAGAAAUAGUUAGCAUAACCUCAUCCAUAGAAGGGCGCAGGAAUGCGGAAUUGCGCAGACGCAAAUGAUGGUUGGUCAUGGAAAUCACAUUACUCAGCAUUGCUCCAGAGAGGAGAUGAAGUAUAAGUGUGGCUGUGGCCGUGUUUCAUCAUCACUUUAUAUCAGACUAAACCGCUCAUCAUCAGAAAGCUAAUGUGUCGGAGGAUGAGCAACGGCAACGCAAACAAUCGUAGAUCGUGGGCAGUAGACGAUGUCGACUACACGUGUCUUACUACCCUUCCCAUGCCGUCUAGGAUUUAUGUUCACGACAUGAGUGAGAUCGAUGGUUCUGGAGACGAAACAAGUGAAGCGAGCUCGGGAUCGAAGCGAGCAAAGCUGAGCAACACCAAACACAAGCGGACAUCACCAAUCAAAGCUUUCUUUGGAAGAUUCAAAAGUGAAGCACCGCCUACUAUUGCAGAAGAAACAGAGCAGGAAGACAGCAAUGCUCAAACAGACAAACAAGUACACAAGUCCGGCACUGUAGGUGGGAAAAAGAAGAUGAAACUGCUGAGUGAACUGCGAUUCAAACUGUCUUCUCGUGGAGGAAAGAAAUUCAUUAGGUCACGGAACUCGUCGAUGUCCUCACCGGUGAGAGCAUCAGAAGUUGAGCACAGAAGGAGUGAAAGCCAAGACUCCGGUUACAGUGAUACAACUCAUUUGUCAGACGUAGUGGAAGACACGGCAUUGUAUUUGGAUAAAAUGAUCUUUACUUCUCCAGAUGUAACGCCUACAAUAGAAAAUAGGGAUAGAUCAUGGACAUUGCCAGGUCGGAUGUUGAGUAGAACACCAAGUGAUGCGGGCAGCCGGUCAUUGGAUGGAAACUCAUCAUCUCUCAUGGCAGACAUGCUAAUGAGUGAAGUCGGUGAAAAAAUGAAAUACAAACACAUGCUUCAAGUCCUCACCACCACCACCACUACUCAAAACUAUUCCUCUUCCACAUCUUCAACGUCAACACACCAUGCUAACUUAGAAAUUGCACCAGUUGUAGAUAGGCCUCACUUCAGGGAGACAGAAAUUUCUGAGCCAAUGGAAAUUGAUGAUAAUGGUAUGAGGUCACUGGGUAUUGCUGACAGUCUACAUAAGAGUUCCUCAUCGGAUGUGUUGGAGGAUGUCAAUUUUGUUCUUGUGGCUAAUGAAUUUGUAAUGGACACGUCGACUCAUAGAGAAUUAAUAUCGGAGAUUGACGAGUUGAAAGACCGAUUACUAGCACUUCAAUCAUACCUUGCAGAUCCCAACUCUCAACUAUAGUAAAAGGACAGUUUGGUGUAUAUAGACUACUGCUGUCUUGUCUAUUUGCUAUAGAGAUAAUAGAUUGCUGCCAACCUAUUUUCAUUUUGAAUAAAUUUCAGUAAUUCUAGUGUAAAAUAGAUCAAUUUGAUGUCAAUAAAGCACAAAAACAGCAGGUUGUAAUCCAUAAAA
Molecule: messenger RNA, 2124 nt
Organism: Corticium candelabrum
Lineage: Eukaryota; Metazoa; Porifera; Homoscleromorpha; Homosclerophorida; Plakinidae
Exons: 3
Coding region: 856-1953 (365 amino acids)
Source: RefSeq, a predicted model, not a curated record